Myxozyma melibiosi is the source of this 1835-nucleotide messenger RNA. RefSeq lists its product as uncharacterized. Gene Ontology annotation, molecular function: protein binding. Gene Ontology annotation, cellular component: cytoplasm. Bases 21 to 1835 code for a protein of 604 amino acids. The record is from RefSeq and is a predicted model, not a curated record. Lineage: Eukaryota; Fungi; Ascomycota; Lipomycetes; Lipomycetales; Lipomycetaceae. The transcript is spliced from 3 exons.
CCCCCAACCAGCAGGAAACAAUGUCAGCGAGCAACUUUGUCGUUAGCAGGACGAGAUCAACUGAGAAUGUGUCUACUUCUACUGGCGACGUGGGCGGGAGUGGCUGCUCAAUUGACGACUUAUCAGACGAGACCCUGCUUAAAGUAUUUGGUUAUUGCGACCCCUACGCAAUCACUCGCUUCACAAUAGUCAACCGGCGCUGGAAUGGACUAGGAAAUUCAUUGCUGGAAACGGACUGGACAGAAUUUUCCGAUGACGCUGACGCUCUACGCGGCCUCACCAACGAUGAACUGAACCAGCUGAUCCACAGGAUUGCUCCGAUUAGGAACCUACUUAAAAGGGCCAUUUUUACCCUUCAGUCGCCUCGAGAAGCUGAAUUCGGCUCAGAGUCGUUCUCCGACCAAGAGAUUGUCAUUCAGAUCAUCAGCGCCUGCCAAUCAACUCUCCGAGCUCUGCUACUCCAAUAUAUUGAGGACCUGACAGAAGACUUUGCCAGACGUCUGGCGCCUUACUUGAGAAAUUUGCGUGAACUCUAUCUGAAUUACGAGAUUCAUGGAUCAAAUAAUAGCAUCGAUGCUAGUGUCCUCCUUGUUCAAGCGCCAAAGGAACUGCACGAUCUGGCAUUGCCGCUAGGAUUUGACGCGGAAGAUCGUCGACCAACACGCGAGGUGCUUUGUUGGCACUCGGAGACGCUUAGAUCUCUUGACCUGAGUGGUUGCCGGUUUGAUUUUGAUGAUUUACUUGAGAGCCUUGGAAUACCAAUUUCGACCAAAAAAAGAAAACUGUCGCCACUGAAAUUGGAAGAACUGAAUCUGCCAAAGCACAUAUGGAUGUAUAAUGCAACCAAAAUGCGCAGACUAGGAAGUCGUCUGACAAACCUGACGUAUUUAGACCUGACGCAUCUAGCUUACGGUGGUCGAGGGUCACCGUCCCUUUCGAACAUCUUCCGGUCGACCCCGAAACUUAGAACGAUCAUUGCUGAUAGCACGAGUGCGAUCACCGACGAGGUCCUGCUGUGUCUCCCGAGUGCGUGCAGAGGUUUGAGAAAACUACAUCUCCGUGGCAACACCGAGGUGACUGAGUCGGCACUCUGUCAGUUCAUCAGAUCGGCGCCGGACAGUCUUGAUGACUUGGGCCUAGCGAUUGUAGGCUGCGUCACGGACUCGGUCGUGCUUGAGUUACUCAAUAGGUCUAGGAAACAGUCAUGGCAGGCGUUUAAAAGUAAUCCCAAGAAUUUCGUGUCUCGGUGCAAUUUCGUGUUCAGUGUGGUCUACUGUGAAGACGUCACUUAUGCAUCCUUCGUGUUCUUUGUCUUACGAAUGUUUGAAUACUAUUUGGUGCGGCCGGGAGAAAUUUGCCCACAGCCGCUGUCGUCGCUGCGAUGGACCAGGGAGAUCUCAGGGUUUCUGUCGACGGAUGUUCAGGAUGCAGAUCAGCUCACGAGUGUAGUGGAGUCGUGCUACCCCUUUAUGAUGUCGUCUUUCUACGAGUGCUUCCUACAUUCCGACCCUGAGUAUAAUAAAGCCACGCGAAGAAGUCUACUGGGCGAAAUGAGGAAAGCUUUGAUUGGCGAUGCAGGUUCGAGGCCGCGCCGGCCUCGUCUUCCACCAAAGGAGAAGAUGCAGUCGUUGUUCAAGAAGUACUUGGAGGACCUCGUGACAUUUAAGGAAGCGCGAUUUGCUAUCUGUAGUCUUAGGACAGCUAUGGAGACGGCCUUUGGACGCGAGGAGGUAGAGGAGGUGUUGAACGGGCUUGGUAUCAAGUUGCUGGCGUAUGAGGAGAACCAGGAGGACUAUGACCUUGAAGCAGAGACCGGUGAUCUACUUGAAGUAUAA